AGGAGGAGGCUUGCGGUGUUUCGUGCGGUGCGCCGAAGUUUUGCAAAAAAUUGUUUCGUUGUUUGAAAGCCAAACCGGCAGGUCCACUGCGAUGUCUGUCACUCUCAGCUGCUCUAUAUCCGACACGUUUCCGACCGGAUAAUCCCGAGCUGGCGUUUGGAUUAAAUGCCCCUGCUGUGUUUUUGUAGGUAGACUAAUCAAUUCAUCGGAGCAGCCAGGACAGGGUUCAUUUUCUGUGGACUUCAAAGCUUUUUUUUUUUCUCCACUUGCUUCUGUGUUUUAGCGUUUGGACUUGGUCACGCGCAACCGGUGCGGCACACAGUGGACUGGACGCGGAGCCUGGAGACGCACACGUGUAUCCCUCUGCAUCCGCAUUGAUCCUUUGGAUAAAAGUUCUGUGUGGGGUUUUCACUCAAAACAGGGAGAAAAAAGUCACACAACAUGUCGCUAAGCCGAAGUAUUGAAUUUGAACACUUUGAGGAGCGAGAGAAGCCUCACCGGACACCGAGGAACAACUCGGUCUCCGGGUCUCAGUCGGGCUCCAGGGGCAACGGUCUGGUCCCCAGCCCGGCUCACAGUGCGCACUGUAGUUUCUACCGCACACGCACCCUCCAGUCCCUCACGACCGAGAAGAAAGCCAGAAAAGUGCGUUUUUAUCGCAAUGGAGACAAAUAUUUCAAAGGACUGGUGUACGCCGUGUCCAACGACAGGUUCAGGUCGUUUGAUGCUCUGCUCAUGGAACUCACAAGGUCCCUGUCGGACAAUGUCAACCUGCCUCAAGGAGUCCGGAGUUUAUACGCGUUGGAUGGAGGCAGGAGGAUCACCAGUCUGGAUGAGUUAACAGAGGGUGAGAGUUAUGUGUGUGCCUCUAAUGAACCCUUCAGACGUGUGGACUACACCAAAAACGUCAACCCCAACUGGUCAGUGGGCUGCAAGACGGGCACAUCCCGCUCCCUCUCCUCUCUCAUCCCGCUGAAGAAUGAGCUGCAGCGCGAGUCCAAGGAAUUCAUCAAACCCAAACUCGUCACAGUCAUCCGCAGUGGCGUCAAACCCCGCAAGGCAGUACGGAUACUGCUCAACAAGAAGACGGCGCACUCCUUCGAGCAGGUGCUCACCGACAUCACGGAUGCGAUCAAGUUGGACUCUGGAGCUGUGAGGAGACUGUACACUUUGGAGGGCAAGCAGAUUAUCUGCCUGCAGGACUUCUUCGGGGACGAUGACGUGUUUAUAGCGUGUGGCCCGGAGAAGCACCGAUAUGCCCAGGACGACUUUGUGUUGGAUCACAGUGGUAAGGCUUCCACAGCCUUUAUGACUGAAUGCAGAGUGCUCAAGUCGUCUCACAGCCGCUCUUCUACUCCGCACCGGACAGCUAAGAGCCCCGGACCUUCACGCCGCAGCAAGUCCCCUAGUGCAGCAAGGCAACCUGUGCACUACUCCACCAGCCAGUCUCCCAUCAAAUCUCCAGUAAACGGUGUGUCAAGCAGCCAGAUCUCAACUCCAAAGUCCACCAAGUCGUCCACUCCGUCUCCCACCAGCCCCCGCACCAACCCUAGUUUUAAGAUCCCUCCGUCACAUCACAUCUCGUCCUCAAAUGUAAAUGGCUCGUUGAACAACCACCAGGAGCAAACUAAUCGCCUGAGUCCAGAGGUUAAUGGCAACCGCUACCUGCCUGCUUCCACCAUCUUGGAAAAAUACAAGAUUGGCAAGGUCAUCGGAGACGGCAAUUUCGCUGUGGUCAAAGAGUGCGUGGAGAAGUCCACAGGAAAAGAGUUCGCACUGAAGAUCAUUGACAAGGCCAAGUGCAGUGGAAAGGAGCACCUCAUCGAGAAUGAGGUGGCGGUGCUGCGAAGGGUGAAACACCCCAACAUCAUCAUGCUGAUAGAGGAGGUGGACACUUCCUCUGAACUCUACCUGGUUAUGGAGCUCGUCAAGGGAGGGGAUUUAUUCGAUGCCAUCACCUCCUCAGCCAAAUACACGGAGAGGGAUGCCAGUAUCAUGGUGUAUAAUCUCGCUGGAGCUCUGAAGUACCUGCACAGCAUGAACAUCGUCCACAGAGACAUUAAGCCAGAGAACCUGCUGGUGUUUGAGUAUCCAGAUGGCACCAAAUCAUUGAAACUGGGAGACUUUGGCCUGGCUACAGUGGUGGAAGGACCAUUGUAUACUGUAUGUGGGACUCCUACAUAUGUGGCCCCAGAAAUCAUCUCGGAGUCUGGUUACGGUCUGAAGGUGGAUAUCUGGGCUGCAGGUGUCAUCACCUACAUCCUCCUGUGUGGCUUCCCUCCAUUCAGGAGUGAGAGUAACCUGCAGGAAGAUCUGUUCGACCAGAUCCUUCUGGGGCGACUGGACUUUCCCAGCCCUUACUGGGACAACAUCACUGACUCGGCCAAGGAGCUGAUUGGAAAGAUGCUGCAGGUUAAUGCUGAGGCUCGAUACACAGCUCAAGACAUCCUUUCCCACCCUUGGGUCACGGACGACGCGGUCAUGGAGAACAAUAUGAAGAUGGAGGUCACAGGUAAACUGAAGACGCACUUUAACACUGAGCCUAAGCACAACAACACCACAGCUGGGGUGUCCAUCAUCAUGAUCACAGCUCUUGAUAAGAAGUCUCUCCAGCUCACCAACCGUCGUCGCCCACGGCCCCAAACGGUUCCUCCGUCGGCGGCGGCAGCCAGCAAGAAACUCCCCUCGGCCCCUCCAGUCAAACCGACCUCGCCGACCAAGUCCGGAGCAGCUUCUCCAACCAAACCGGCAUCACGCGCCAAAGAACCAAAACCCGCCGCGGUGACGUCACCCACCAAACCUCGUCCCAAGGCGCCCAAGACCGCCGCGACUGCUGUGCCUGAUGCCACGCCCACCUCCACCCCUCCAUGCUCUCACUCCCUGACUGACGCUGUUAACUUCUCUCCUCCUGUGAGUUCGCUCCAUCUCUCCCCUUCACCCUCUGCUGAAACUUUCCCCAUCACCUCCGUGCCUGUAUCCUCCCCUCCUGAAAUAUCCCCCUCUCUCUCUCCUUCUGGCCCUCCUCCUCUUUUCACUCCUUCUACACCUUCCCCAUCAUCUCCAACCAAACCAGUCCCUUCCUCCUCUCCUACCAAAGAGGCAUCGACCCCAUCUUCCUCUCCCACAAAACAAGCUUCUCCUUCCCCGGUCUCCCCCGUCAAACCUGUCAUAUUCUUCCCGUUCUCCUCCCCGACCAAACAAGAACCUCCCUCCCCCUCCCCCAUCCACCCAACCCUGUUUCCCUCUCCUCCCUCUACACCCCCCAGAUCCACCACCCCUGACCCUCCCUCUCCCUCUGCGGAAGAGCUAAUGUAGAAGAUUUAAAAUGGAAAUCCUGCAACCAGUCUCCCCCGUCACUCCUUCCUGUAACAUGUAUGUGUCAGUAAACACGGGAGAAGGAGGCUAAACUCCACCCGGAGCAUUUCUAGUAGCUGUAAACUGAGCCAGUGACUGCUGUGUCCACUCUUUCCCCACUCAUUUUCAGAGACGGAGGCAUUUUCUAAGAGUUUGUCGAUUGUAUAUAUGUUUGUAUUUAUUAGUGGAAGAUGUGGAGAAAGGGAAUGAACUGAAUACAUCACUGUUCUGAGUGGUUCGUCUUUAGAAGUCAUGCAUUACUGUAUCACAUUAUGGUGAAUGCUUUUAUUUAUUUAUUAUCCCGUUAUGACUGCCUGUGGCUCUUUUGUAAAUAGUCAUUACACACACAAACCAUUAUGAACUCCUCUUACUUUAGCAGAGAUAGUAUGUCCAUAAUACAAGUAUUACAUCAUAUCAAUUGUCUGAACUUACUAGUCUAGCUACCUUGAGUGUGAUACAACUAUAACCACGGUCAGCAUUCUCUCCAACCACAGCCAUCCAACUGCAAACUUACUGUCAAAUAAUAGAUUCCUGUUAAGUGUUACUAUGCACAAUACAGUGGGUUGACAAAAUAAUGUACCAGGUUGCUUAUAAUGAGUCUACAGCAGCUUUGAAAACAUGCAUUUCAAGUUGAUAAUCGGACCUGUUCAAGCUGACACAAGUGUCCAAAUUCUCAACUUUUUGGCUUGAGCCCUUAAACGCAUGAUUCACAAGGGUUAAACAGUGUGUCAUCUACUUGUAACUCUUUGGUUUAAAAUGACCAACAUGCAUAGAAAUAAAGGUUAACAAAGAAUUAAAGUAUUUACUUAAAAUGCAUUUAGGAACCUGGCAAUAUAAAAUUACCUGUUCAACCAGGAACAAAAAGCAAACAUAAACAAAAAAUCUGAAAAUCUGUUAUUCAUUUAAACAGACAGUUCAACUGCAGACAGUUUUGAGUUACUUUGCUGAGGUUAUGAGUAGGGUUGCAAAGGGGUGGAAACUUUCCAUGGGAAGUUAAGCUGGGGAAUAUUGGAAAUAUUCCAAAUUGGAAACUUUCUAUUGGAAUUACGGAAAUGUAUGGGAAUUAACUGGAAAUUGGGGGUAAUUUAAACAAAGUGUAUCAUAUCCAAACAAAUAUAAACAUUUUGUUUUGUAAAAAUGUUUAUAAUAUUAAAAAAAACAUUUCAAUAGAUUUAUUUGUAUGUCGAACUUUAGCAUAUUAUUUAUUUUUUAUUCAACACUCAAUUCUUUCAUUGAACAACAAAAACAUGAAUGUUGAGUUAAAUAUUACUCACUAACCCUAACCCCACCCAUUCAAAAAAAAAAAAUUUGUUUGGGUAUAAGCAGAAAUCUCAGAAAUAUAUUUCUAAAUCUGAGCAAAUAAAGCAUACAUCCAAAGUUUGCAUGCCCAGAAACUCUUAAUUUGGGUGAACUGAACAUUUAACAUGACUUCUCAGCCUGUUUUUGUAAUUUCUGAUUCAGUUUGGUAGAUUAUUUUGUGAACCCACUGUAACUGACAGACCUGCUGUCACAUUCAUCCACAUACUGUCUGUGUGUUUUAUUUGAUGUGAACACUGUAGUUGUACAAAGUGUGAACAACCUUAGCUGUCCACCUGAAACUUGAAGGUUUGUUAUUGCCUGUGUGUGUGCAGUCAUAAAUAACUGCUGUACAUAAAAAUAAGAGAAAUAGAUCCAACAGACAUGAAACCAGAUUGCAGGUUUGUUUAUAAUGAACUGGGAUUUUCUAAUCUGAACUGCUUUCUGCUUCAACUUCGCAGAAAAGACACAUUGUUAACUCAUCUUACAGUUGAUAUAAUUACCACUAACAAUGCUUCACUCUACUUUAAAAUACUCAAGCAAUGGUUUCUGAUCUGUUGGAUUUAUAUGAAUGAAUGUGUUGUUGAGGUGACGGGUUUGUGCCUGACCACUAGCUAACAGCUCGUAACUUAAUGAUGCCUUUAUCAAAA
Molecule: messenger RNA, 5300 nt
Organism: Centropristis striata (black sea bass)
Lineage: Eukaryota; Metazoa; Chordata; Actinopteri; Perciformes; Serranidae
Gene: dclk2a
Product: doublecortin-like kinase 2a
Exons: 17
Coding region: 442-3315 (957 amino acids)
Biological process (GO): protein phosphorylation; intracellular signal transduction
Cellular component (GO): microtubule cytoskeleton
Molecular function (GO): ATP binding; protein kinase activity
Source: RefSeq, a predicted model, not a curated record